AUGGCUCUGAGCAAAGGGCUGAGGCUGCUGUGGAAGCAGGAACCCAUUCCGAGCGCCCUACUGGAGGCCCGCGGCCGCCAGGACUGCCUGCUGCUGGAAGCCGGCACGACAGCCACCCUCACAUUUGAAGAAAAAGAAGAAAUUAAAGGGCAAUAUGAGAAGCUUAUGGAUGCUUAUGGAUGCUUAGGCGAGCUCCAGUUAAAAUCUGGCAACUCCACUUUGCAUUUCCUGGUUCUUGUGACAGGCUGUACAUCAGUGGGAAAAAUCCUUGAUACUGAAGUUUACAAGAUCACAGCUACUGAAUUUUGUGCUCUCCAAGAAGAAACUAAAGAAGAAGAUCGUGUCUCUGCCUUGAAGAAACUUCUGAAUUCUGGGGUUUUCUAUUUUUCUUGGCCAAAUUCAGGAUCAAACUUUGAUCUCACUAUCCGAGCCCAGGAGAAAGAUGAUGAUAGCUAUCAGACUGGAAAUUCAUUUUUCUGGAACCAGCUAUUGCAUGUCCCUUUUAAACACUAUCAGGUGAACUGUUCAGACUGGCUACUAAAAGUGAUUUGUGGUGUGGUGGACAUUCGUACUCUUUAUGCCUCUCACAAGAAGGCAAAAGCCUGUCUCAUCUCCCGGAUUAGUUGUGAGCGAGCUGGUGCCCGGUUUCACAUACGAGGAGUCAAUGAUGAUGGUCAUGUUUCUAACUUUGUUGAGACGGAGCAGACUAUCUAUUUGGACAUGGAUGUUUCUUCCUUUGUUCAGAUCAGAGGUUCAGUUCCAUUAUUCUGGGAGCAACCUGGAUUGCAGGUUGGUUCCCAUCAUCUGAAGCUUACCAGAGGUCUGGAGGCAAAUGCUCCUGCUUUUGAUAAGCAUAUGAUACUUCUGAAGGAGCAAUAUGGCAAACAAGUGAUCGUUAAUUUGCUGAGAAGCAAAGGGGGAGAGGAGGUCCUCAGUAGGGCUUUCAAGAAAUUGCUUUGGGCAUCAUCCCAUGCAGUAGACACACCAAUGAUUAAUUUUGAUUACCAUCAUUUUGCAAAAGAUGGGAAACUGGAGAAUUUGCUGGGCCCCCAGCUAAAAGUGCAUUGGGAAGAAUUGGGCAUCUUUACAAAAAGUGAAAAUGCAAGUUCCCGUCAACAGAUGGGUACCAUUCGAAUGAAUUGUCUGGAUUGUCUAAAUCGAACUAAUGCCGUCCAAACCUUCAUAGCACUUGAGGUUCUCCAAAGUCAACUCGAAAGCCUGGGAUUAAAUUCCAAACCUAUAGUUGAACGUUUUUUGGAAUCUUACAAAGCAAUGUGGGCUCUCAAUGGGCACAGUCUAAGCAGAAUUUUUACAGGCAGCCGUGCUUUAGAAGGAAAAGCUAAGGUUGGGAAAUUUAAAGACGGUGCCCGGUCAGUAUCACUGACCAUUCAGUCAAACUUUUUUGAUAGCGUGAAACAGGAAGCCAUUGAUUUACUGCUUAUGGGUGAUUUUUACAAUGAAGAAGAGAGAAUGCUGCUGGAUCAUACGGCAUUACUGAGUAAGCAAGAUCGUUUUAUUUCAAUAGCUCUGCACACUUUGAAAAUCAUGUCAGAGCGUCAAUUUGAAUUCACAAACUUCAAGAGAAUUCGUGUUGCCAUGGGGACCUGGAAUGUAAAUGGAGGCAAACAGUUUAAGAGUAACAUCCUUGGUACCAGCGAAUUAACAGAUUGGUUACUUGAUUCCCCUAAACUCUGUGGGGUUUCAGAGUUUCAAGAUGAUCAUUGUCCCGCCGACAUAUUUGCUGUAGGAUUUGAAGAAAUGGUAGAAUUAAAUGCUGGCAAUAUUGUGAAUGCGAGCACAACCAAUAAGAAGAUAUGGGGAGAACAGAUUCAGAAGGCUCUUUCAAGAACACAUCGAUAUAUUCUGUUGACCUCAGCCCAGCUUGUGGGUGUUUGCCUCUUCAUUUUUGUAAGACCUUUCCAUGUUCCCUAUAUAAGGGAUAUAGCAGUGGACACAGUAAAGACUGGAAUGAGAGGAAAAGCUGGAAACAAAGGAGCAGUUGCCAUCCGUUUCCAAUUUCAUAGCACCAGCUUAUGCUUUGUAUGUAGCCACUUGACAGCUGGUCAGUCUCAGAUAAAAGAACGGAACGAAGACUAUAAAGAGAUCACUCAGAAACUGAGUUUCCCAAUGGGAAGAAGUAUGUUUUCUCAUGACUAUGUUUUCUGGUGUGGUGAUUUCAACUAUCGCAUUGACUUGACUUAUGAAGAAGUAUUUUAUUUUCUCAAACGACAAGACUGGAAGACUCUCCUGGAAUCUGAUCAACUGCAGCAACAGAAAUCUAGUGGAAAGAUUUUUAAGGACUUUCAUGAAGGAACUAUUAAUUUUGGCCCCACAUAUAAAUAUGAUGUUGGCUCUGAGGCUUAUGAUACAAGCGAUAAAUGUAGAACUCCAGCAUGGACUGACAGAGUUCUUUGGUGGAGGAAGAAACUUCCAAUUGAUAAAACAGCAGGACAAGUCAGUCUUCUUGAUAGUGAUCUCAGCAUUGAAACCAAAGUCAGACCCAUUUGGUCUCCUGGUGCCUUGAUGUAUUAUGGAAGAGCUGAGCUCCAGGCCAGUGACCACAGGCCUGUUUUAGCUAUUGUGGAAGUGGAAAUGCAAGAAGUUGAUGUGUCUGCUAGGGAUAAUGUUUUCCAGGAAGUAUCAUCAUUUCAGGGACCUCUAGAUGCUACAGUGGUGGUGUCUCUAUUGUACUGUUCCCCUGAAGAGAAAGAUGAAUUUCCUGAGGAUUGUCAAGUGGAGCUUAUGCAGAUCUUUGAGACUUAUGGCACUGUUGUGCUUGUCAGGAUCAAUGGAGAUCAAAUGUUGGUUACAUUUUCAGAAAGCAGAUCUGCUCUUCACGUUCUUGAUGUGGAUGGCAUCAAGAUUAAAGGCAGGAUUGUGAAGAUUUGUCCUAAAACCAAAGAUUGGCUGAAAGGCCUUCAAGAGGAAAUUGCUAGGAAACGGGACAGUAUUGCUCCUAUGUCACCCACAGCAAAUUCCUGUCUGCUGGAAGAAAACUUUGAUUUUUCAAGUUUAGAUUAUGAAUCAGAAGGUGAUAUCUUAGAUGAGGAAGAUGAUUAUUUGGAUGAAACGUUGCGUCCCGGACCAUUUGAAACAGAAACAGUAUCAACAAUGGAAGAAUCGGGAGACGGAUCAGAAUAUGUGAGCACGGUGUCUACCACACAUGCAAACAAAUCACAUGUUGCUGGAAGAAAACCAUGUCUGUAUAAAGGUAUCCAUCCUUUCAUGAUGAAAGACAAAUGAAGCCAUAGUCGUAAAAGUUGGUUGGGUCAUUCAAAGAAGGCUUUUUUAUUGGAAUAAG
Messenger RNA from Protobothrops mucrosquamatus (brown spotted pit viper), 3301 nucleotides. RefSeq names its product synaptojanin 2 (gene SYNJ2). Lineage: Eukaryota; Metazoa; Chordata; Lepidosauria; Squamata; Viperidae. The record is from RefSeq and is a predicted model, not a curated record. Gene Ontology annotation, biological process: phosphatidylinositol dephosphorylation; brain development; synaptic vesicle endocytosis. Gene Ontology annotation, molecular function: phosphatidylinositol-4,5-bisphosphate 5-phosphatase activity; RNA binding. Bases 1 to 3243 code for a protein of 1080 amino acids. The transcript is spliced from 22 exons. Gene Ontology annotation, cellular component: presynapse; perinuclear region of cytoplasm.